Molecule: messenger RNA, 1210 nt
Organism: Eutrema salsugineum
Lineage: Eukaryota; Viridiplantae; Streptophyta; Magnoliopsida; Brassicales; Brassicaceae
Exons: 3
Coding region: 116-1105 (329 amino acids)
Source: RefSeq, a predicted model, not a curated record
GGACUCAGAAUUGAAAUUAUUGUUUUCCUGUAAUCCGAAACGGCGCACUGUUUUUUAAGUUUACAGCGAAGAGAAAAAAAAGAGCCAACAAAUUUGUAUCUCCGUCGUCUCUCCGAUGCAGCUCAGCUCCGUUAUCGACGACAAGCCCGUCGCCUCCACUUGGCUUGACCGUCUCCGCUUAAGCAGAGGACUCUCCACCACCGACGAUGACGAUGCUUCUGGUAAUCCUCUUAGUCUCGACGACUUCCUCCGCCGCAACUACCAUAACGAAAUCACCGGAGAUCCCGCCUCCGAUUCUCCUCCGUCUGCUCCGAUUCUUUCGGCUCUCGAGUUACCGGAGAUUCCAUUGGACCCAAAUCCCGGCGAAGAAUGGUACGGCGUGAUGAGCGAUGUUCUCUCCGAGCUAUUCAAUUUUGGCGGCUCCUCUCGGUCUUCCACGAUUCCCGGUAAGAAGCUCCCGAGGAAACAAUCAAACCCUAGGCAUUGCUCCGUUGAGACUCUUGCCGACGUUCCGUUGCUAAAUCAGAAACGCGAUUCGAAUUGUCUCCCCGGGGCUCGCGAAUUCGCCACGUCGUCGCGAAGUUCGUACAAUAAGAAACCGGCGCCCGAGAAGAGGGAGAGGAGAAGAAGCGUAGCGGAAGCCGACGGCGUGGAGGAGGAAGAGAGAGGAGAGAAGGAUCUGGUUGGGUUUUCGAGGAGCGAAGUGACGGUGAUCGACACUAGCUUCAAGAUCUGGAAAUCUGAGAAACUGGUCUUCCGUAGAAGAAACGUGUGGAAAGUGAGGGACAAGAGGGGUAAAUCGCGUGUUGUCUCUUCGAAGAAGAAGACGAUGAAGAAGUUGAAGAAGAAGAAGAAGAAAAAGAAGAGAAAAUGCGACGUUGACGAUGGUGAAAACUCUGGGAAAUGCAAAAAGAUGAAGAUUUCAGGAUCAGUUCCGGACAAUAAUCCACGAUACCAAAUCGAAGAGGUUCAUAAUGAUCCAGAAAGUAGCAAUGCCAACCGAAUACUCUUGAGGAGAUUGCCCUCUAAAGCAAGGAAAGAAGGCUCUUUCGCAAGCAAGAAGAACAGUGAACCAGAGGCUCGUGGCCAUAGGUCCUUGGCCUGAUAGAUUCACUAAACAAAACUAAGUUUUUGCGUUCAUGUAUAUGAUGAUACUGUUGUAUGAUUAUUAUGUUACAUUCUUCUUUGUGAAAAUGUAUUGCUUUCAUCU